Messenger RNA from Salvia splendens (bonfire salvia), 890 nucleotides. RefSeq lists its product as uncharacterized. NCBI's taxonomy places the organism in Eukaryota, Viridiplantae, Streptophyta, Magnoliopsida, Lamiales, Lamiaceae. The record is from RefSeq and is a predicted model, not a curated record. Bases 105 to 638 code for a protein of 177 amino acids. The transcript is spliced from 4 exons.
CAAACACUGACUCAACUCUGAGACUGAGAUGUCCUCACUGCCAAAACUCCUCCUCUAUCCAUAAACGGCCAUGUGUCUUCUCUCUCCGCCGCAUCCAUGCCCCGAUGAAUCCGCUCUCAUCUCCCAAUUGCUCGAAUCGGAGCCCCACCCGGACUACAUCCGCUCCAUCAACCUCACCUCACUCCAUGACUCCAUCAAUUCCAUUCUCAAGGUACAUGCGCACUUCCAUUUCAAACCGGUCAAGGCUUUCCUCACCCUGGCCUCAACUACUUCCACCGUUUCCUCGCCGCUCAUUCCCUUCCGGAAUCUGGAUGGUCGUUUCACCUUCUAUCCGUCGCCUGCCUAUCUCUAGCAGCCAUAAUGGAGGAAUUGCACGUCCCAUCCCUUCUACACCUCCACACCGCCUCCAUUUUCGACCCCACCACGAUUCUCAGAAUGGAGCUUCUGGUUUUGGCGACUCUCAAUUGGAGAUUGCGCUCCGUCACUCCAUUCGAUUACCUCCAUCACUUCAUCUCAAUCCUUCCUUCUUUCGAUCACUCCGUCGCCUCCGAUAUCAUCCUCAACACCAUCCAUGUGAUAGGAGGUUUCCGCCAUCGGUGAUUGUUUGUUUGUGUGAGGAAAUGUUUUUGGAAAUUUGAGGUAGUCAAAUGGAAUUUCACAUUCUCCAUGGGUUCAAAAAAGAAAUAUUUCUGAUCUUGGCAGGAAAAGGUAAAGAGCUGUCAUCAGCUACUUGUUGGACAUGUGUCCGGACGGGGUCAAAGCCGCGCCGGCGUACUCGAUGCAGCGGCUUGUGCCGACCACUCCGAAAAUCCAUCCUGCUCCGACUCUGAAAUCAAGCGGCCGAGAUUAUCUGCGCAGGAUGUACAGGAAUCGUUGUAGCCGAAGUUAAU